Molecule: messenger RNA, 3140 nt
Organism: Temnothorax curvispinosus
Lineage: Eukaryota; Metazoa; Arthropoda; Insecta; Hymenoptera; Formicidae
Product: homeobox protein prophet of Pit-1
Exons: 6
Coding region: 1-684 (227 amino acids)
Biological process (GO): regulation of transcription by RNA polymerase II
Molecular function (GO): DNA-binding transcription factor activity, RNA polymerase II-specific; RNA polymerase II transcription regulatory region sequence-specific DNA binding
Source: RefSeq, a predicted model, not a curated record
AUGACGACGGCGAAGGCGGCCAACGGCGGCCACGGAGUUCUCGCGUCGGAGGUCGAAAGAGCCGAAGGCGCUUUUAAGAAGUUAAAGCCCGACCCCUGCGCCUCCAGUCCUCACAUUGGUCACACACCUACCACAGCUAGCUGUCCAACACCCGCCCGACGGCGACACAGGACUACCUUCACUCAGGAGCAGCUGGCAGAAUUGGAAUCGGCGUUCGCAAAAUCCCAUUAUCCGGACAUAUACUGCAGGGAGGAAUUGGCGAGGACUACCAAAUUGAACGAGGCCAGAAUUCAGGUUUGGUUCCAGAACAGAAGAGCGAAAUACCGGAAGCAGGAGAAGCAGCUGCAGAAAGCUCUGACACCAAUUCCCGCCUGCCAAGGUGCCAUGAUGAGGAAUAUCUAUCCUGGUGCUAGCAGAGGUUAUCAACCCUACCCCCAUCCUCACAACAGCAUAAAUGGCAUAAAUCGUUAUCCCCAGAUGGGCACGACGUCUUACCCGAGCAUGACCCAGCCGUUCUCCAUGUCGCAUUCAGCGUCGAAUAUGUCGGCCGUCACCGGCAUGCGACAAGAUGCAAUGGGAAUGUCGGCGGAGGACGAGUGGUACAACAAGAGCAUCUCGGCUCUGAGAAUGAACACAGCCCACCACCCGAAUCUGGCCGCACCGAUGUUACAGUAUCAGACAUAAUUGUAAACGGAGGCGAGAGGGCGACUCGAGGAUCUCGUCAGGAAUCCGAUGGCGUACCUAUGAUCGAAAGCCGAUCGUGGCGAUCGACGGAAGAGACGUGUGAGAGCGAUAUGUGACGAACUCGACGAAGCCCGAUCGACGUUUUGCCGUUUCGCAGAGGGAAGAAGAGGAAAAGAAAAUGAGAGGAAGGAAAAACAGAAUCGAUUUGCGUUAUCGCUAAUCGGCUUGCGCGGCCGCGCCGAUUUCGCAUCCAGAUUUCGCGACGCGUCCUCGCAUCUCGCUUGCAGCAUAAGCAAGCUCGACUCGCAACGGCGUACCACAUGUCGCGAGGCAUAUACACGCGUGCGAGAAGCUCGCGUUUCGUUCGGACCAUAGGCAACUCGAAUGUUUGGUUCGAGCACGACGUUGAAGAUUAAAGCGCGACGAUGAAAUGGCGGGGCUGUGUUUAUCUCGAGCGUAUAUUCGUGAAUUUCGGAAGUUCAACGCGCGCGUGCGACACAUUGCUUCAGAAUAUCAAUCGGCAUACACACUUAGAUCCUUGCUCGUGAUUUCUCGCGUAAUUUCCGCGAUUUAGGAUUACGAUCGACAGGUUGUCCCUGGCAUCAUAUUAUACUUCUUGUCAAUUGACAAAUCCUUUCGCGAAACAUUGGUGCGAAACAAAGCUUUUUUUUUUUUACAUAAGACUUGAAACAGAAUUUGGUCAAAGUGAAGCCUACCAGUGAAGUUAAGAGACAAUCCGGAUGGGCAAAACGUUCGUCGUUCAGUGAUAUUUUUACCCUUCCUUCAAAUUAAUUUUAAUUAAGUUGAAUUUUAAUGAAGCUUAAUGUCACUGCUGUCGAGAAUCGUCGCUAUUUCAUGAAAAGCUCGAUCAUAAGUCGAACAAAGAACACGUUGAAUCAAUGGAAGCUACUUUAACACAGCGCGGAAGGGAAACUAUGUAAAUUUUGAGCGUUUCCAGCCAGAUAGUUUGUACUUCGGUCCUCGUGGCGCAGAAAGACUUAAUUACCUUCCUCCUUAUUACGCGCGGGAGAGAAUGCGCUCUGCCCGAGACACCCUGCGUUUUGGAUUCGCGGACGGCGGGAGACAUCCCGCAAUUUAGCGUGUAUGUACAGAGUGACGUAGAGCCCGGUUUUGCCGCGAGAUCGUCGCGUAUUUUCUACGUGUAAGUAGCCGUUUCUUUUUUCCCCGCGACUCUGGUUCCUUCCGUUCGAGAGAGACGUGUCGCAACGCGCAUAACGCAUUCCGCGCGCGGAAAUCUCCGUUAAUCUCCUAACAACGAUACGUGCCACACCUUCGCUAAAUUGGAGAGAAAGGGGGAGCAGGGGGGACGGUACUGUACAUAAGUGGAUGAGAGAGAGAGAGAGAGAAGAGAUAUAGAUACAUAGAGAUUGCGUAAUCGGCAGAUACUCUAGCAUAUGCGAUUUUUCAAUGUCCUUUUAAAAGUGUAAGCAUACCCUUAGUGAAUGAUAUUAGGCAUUGAUUUGUGUGCUUAUGUUGACCACGAUUUUGGAUAAACCAAAAGAGGGGGGGAGGGGGACGCGUUGGAAGGAGACGGUGGGGAUCUGACAGUGUUUUUGCGUUCAAAAUUUGAGGGGCGCCAGGGUUUCCCCGUGUCGCGACGAGCGGAUUGCCGAAACUCACCUCUUAUUGCGCGCGGAUCGGACGCCGUCGCACGCAAAUUAAAGCGGGGGCGCGUCGCGUCGACUUAAAAAUAAGAAAUGACGGAAAGAACGAACGACGAUCUUGCGUUUCACGCGAUAUGCUGAACUCUGUAAGUAUAUAUAUAUCUAAUCUCGAAAGCGGCACACGUGAGACACAAACUAAAACUUCGUAUUAGAAUAAAAAUUAUCAAAGAUACGCGACAUCGGGAUAAGCGUUGAUGAUAGCAUCGUUUAUAUUUUUAGAUUCGUGUCAGUUUUAGAGACGUGCAUAAAAGCGUGUCGAUUAACAAGACAUUCAGAAUUGUCCGACAGAAAUUAAUUUACCCUGGACAGUUUAUGUAGAUUUGUGUGCGACGGCUCCUUCUCUCAUUUCACCCCGAGAAAGUAUCCGGCGUCGUAAUGCCUAGGCCCCACAAACGGACGGAUCGCGGAGGGGUGAAUUCGUUAGGCGAAGAGAAACGAGAUCUCUCUGACUUCGCUCACCACUGCUUCCGCGAGUGUCGAUCGUCGGGAGGUGCACGAAUAAGACGGUAAAUUUGUUUUGCGCUUGCAAGGCGCAAAAAGUCUCAUCGGAGAGGUCGAUGCCUGGACAAUUGGACGCACGACAGACGACAGGCCCUACGAUAUCACGAGGGGGUGCCCACCGAGCCAACGGAGUUUUAACGAGACAGAUGGGGGUCGCACUCUAUCUCAUCCAUAUCCAGGAUUAAAUAUGUAAUUAUCGCUAACAGAUCGUAUCGUGUAACAAUGUUGUCCUCGUAAUAGUCGAACCGAUUGCAUCAACAGGCCGAAUGA